Messenger RNA from Phascolarctos cinereus (koala), 4571 nucleotides. RefSeq names its product dual specificity phosphatase 4 (gene DUSP4). Gene Ontology annotation, cellular component: nucleus; cytoplasm. The record is from RefSeq and is a predicted model, not a curated record. Lineage: Eukaryota; Metazoa; Chordata; Mammalia; Diprotodontia; Phascolarctidae. Gene Ontology annotation, biological process: negative regulation of MAPK cascade; endoderm formation; protein dephosphorylation. Gene Ontology annotation, molecular function: MAP kinase tyrosine/serine/threonine phosphatase activity.
GCCGCGGGGGCGACGGGCGCGGUGCGCGGACACGGCGGCAGCGGCCACACGCUCCCGGGGGACCCGCGGCCGACGAGGGGGCACAGCGGCCCCGCGUGCAGCCUCCCCGGGCGGCCGGCCUGCGGGGGUCAUGGUGACGGCCGGAGAGCUCCGAGAGCUGGAGGGCAGCGCGCUGCGGAGGCUCCUGAGGCGGGACGAGCGCGAGCGCGCCGGCGGGCCGGGCGUCGCGCCCGGCGGGGGCACGUGCCUGCUGCUGGACUGCCGGCCCUUCCUGGCCCACAGCGCGGGCUGCAUCCGCGGCGCGCUCCCCGUGCGCUGCCACACCAUCGCGCGCAGGCGCGCCCCCGACGGCCCGGGCCGCCUGGAGCAGCUGCUGCCGGCCGCAGACGGGCCCGACGCCGAGGACCGGGGCCGCCGCCUGCGCGCCGGCCUCUACGCGGCCGUGGUGCUGUACGACCAGCGCAGCCGGCGCGCCGCCGAGGCCCUGCGCGCCCCCGACGGCGCCCUGGCCUGGGUGGUGCGCGCGCUGCGCGGGGCCGUGCCGCGCGCGCCCGCGCCCCUCUACCUGCUCCGAGGUGGUUACGAGAUGUUUUCUUCCGAGUACCCAGAAUUCUGUUCCCAAGCCAAGCCCCUGGCCACUGUUUCAUCUCCCAUUCCCACCACCAUUCCGGAGCCUCCUGACCUGGGCUCCAGUUCCUGUGGCACCCCACUGCAUGACCAGGGGGGACCCGUCGAGAUCCUGCCCUUCCUCUACCUGGGCAGUGCCCAGCACGCAGCCCGGAGGGACACACUGGAUGCCCUGGGGAUCACUGCGCUGCUGAACGUCUCCUUGGACUGCCCGAACCACUUUGAGGCCCAUUAUCAGUACAAGAGCAUCCCUGUGGAAGACAGUCACAAAGCAGACAUCGGCUCCUGGUUCAUGGACGCCAUUGAGUUCAUUGACUCGGUCCAGGCCCGCCAGGGGCGGGUGCUGGUGCACUGCCAGGCCGGGAUCUCGCGCUCUGCCACCAUCUGCCUGGCCUACCUGAUGAUGAAGAAGAAGGUGAGGCUGGAGACGGCCUUCGAGUUCGUCAAACAGCGGCGAAGCGUCAUCUCGCCCAAUUUCAGCUUCAUGGGGCAGCUGCUGCAGUUUGAGUCCCAGGUGCUGGCCACGUCCUGUGCCGCGGAGGCCGCCAGCCCCUCCGUGACGGUGACGCGCGGGGAGCCGGCCAAGGCCUCCCCCUCCGCGGCCCAGCUUGUCUUCAGCUUCCCGGUGUCAGCCCCCAGCAGCCUCCCCUACCUCCCCAGCCCCAUCACCACUUUCCCCAGCUGCUAGGACCCCUGGGGAGGGCUCUCCCCACCCCCAGUGCUGGGGCUGCUGGGGUGAGAAGAGACCCCGCCAGAGAGCUUGCUUCCAGGCUGGGGCACCUGCCCAGCAGUCACCAUGCAUUUAUUAGGCGCCUGCUGUGAGCCAGGCACUUGCUAAGUGUGGGGCUGGCCUGCUCGGCCCCUUGACUCCUGUGUGAGUGGCGGCCUUGAGGUCCCUUCCCUGAUGGGGGGCUGCUUCCUCCUGCCCAGCGAGGGACCUCUCUCCCAUCGCGGGGUCACUAUGGUCCUCCUCCUCGCCUGGCCCGGGCUCACCCCACUGCCAGGCACUGAGAUCACGGACCCUCCCACACAGCAAUAACAUAGCUGCGUCCAGCGAGACCGCUGUCCCGGCUGGCUGGCGGAGCUGGUCGGGAAGGGCAGCCUUCCCUUUUUCCAACAGAGAAGUCUUAAGAACCUCUUUUCCUGUAAACCCGGGAUGGCUGAGAGUUGUGCAUGUUGUAGUCUUGCUUUGAGCCCCACCAGGGCCCACAGUCGGGUGCUGAUGGCCCCUCCCCCGCUCCUGACGGCUUGGGUGGCUGUGGUCACUUUCUGUGUUUAAAGGUAGCUUCAGAGGGCAUCAUUUUAUUCCAGGAAUCACAGACCGUUGAAUCAUGAUAAUAAAUAACAAAUGUAAGAAGGGACCCAUUUCCUCAGAGUAUGAAAGUAAGUGCAGCCAGCCGAGGGUCAGCGAGGGUGAGGAUGCUGUAGCCUCAUGGAGGUGUUGAGCGUGAUGGUGGCAAGGGCACAGGGGGCUCCGAGAGCCCCAGCUUGUACUGACGUGGUGGCUGGGAGCCUGCUCCCCCGUAGAGGGGCAGUGGAAAGAACAGUCCCUGGGACAGUAUCUUUGGGUCCUGGUGGGUGGGCUGGGUGACAUCUUGACCUCCUCCUGUUCUCCAGAUCCUGUGGAGAUGCACUACCCUCUCAUGGGCACACCUGACUUUAUUUCACUGAGAUGGUCCUCAAGUGUCAGGUGUAAACCCACAGUUCUGAAAGGCCAACCUGCCAUAAAUCCUGCUGGGCGGGGGCAUUCCCUCUGAAGGCCCUUGGCUAGGAUGAAUCAGCCCCCCCAUCUUGUCCUGUGCAAACAUGGACAAUUAUCUUGUGGGCUGGCACACCCAGCGCGCUCCCUGCCCACAGCCCUGUCCCAGACAUUCCCUUGUGACAUCAGUCCCUCCCUUGAAAUGUACCAGCCAUUCCCGCUGGCAUGUUUUUCCCAUGCUGUGGCUAUGGGCCUCUGUGGGUUCUGGUUUGAGGGAGCUGGAUUCUUGUCUCAAGAUGGGCUCAUGUUUCUUGCCCCUUCCAGGCUGAAUGACACAAGUCUCCAAGCUACGUGUGAAUUAGGCUUGUUCUCCCUCUAUUAGGCGGCUCUUGCUGGGCCCCUGUCCUGUGGCAGCCUGGCCUGCCCCUGAUUCUGUGCUGGACAGUGCAACCUUUGGGAGCAGAAGCAUGUGGACACCCGUCUGCUCUUUGCUCUGAUGCCUGGGAGGCAGUUCAGUUUUCAGAGGCCAGGGUCCCGAGCUCUUCCUUUGUGUGGUGGGCUCAACAGCUGGAGAAGCCGAAGCCAGAUAGCCGGGGAGGAGGAAAAAAAGGGAGCUGCCUGGAGUAGCUGGUGAGGGUGGGGGUGAGCAUUGGCCAGAACCACCCCUCUGCCUGUCCUGGCCAGACAUUUCAAGUGAAUCUCAAGGACUCACUCGUCCAUCUCCCCCUGACACGGAUGGUGGUGUCUUUUCCUAGCCAUUUCCUUCCGAAUCCCAUGAGUAAGCUAUCCUAGAUGAACAGGUGCUUUUGUGAAAUUCAGCACCUAAGAAUCCCUUUCUGGAAUGCACCCAGGAAGCUCCUGUUCCUGUUAGGGCAUUUCCCCUCACAUUAAGCAAAUAAAUCACUCUCUCCACAAUUCCCCUCACUCAUUCCUGGUGCUGUCCCUCUGGGGCUGAGCACAGCCAGACUAAUCUCUUCCACAUGACAGAUAAUUUUGAAGACAACUCUCCUUCUCUCCUGGCUAUGAAUGCCCAGCUCCCAGCCUCAUCUGACCUGGCUCCAGAGCCUUCCUGAUCCUGGCUGUCCUCUUCUGGACAUGCCACCGGCCUUCACAUUCACAUGUGAUCUGACUGGGGCAAGGGAGGUAAGCCUCUCUUACUUGCCCAAGAUCUCAUUUUUCCUGGUGUCAUUUAAAAUAAUCCCCAAAUGAGAAACAGAUGAACUUCCAGGCUGUCAGGACGUAACCCCAGGUCUGGUUGAGCAGGACUAUGUCACAAACACGCUGCAUCCCUGGUGACUCUUGAGAUGUUGCAUUGCUCUGCAGAUGCUGAGAUCUGUAUGAGUUGUGGAAAUGAGCUCCCCAGGAGCUCCCCGUGCCACCAAACCACAGGAAGAGUACCCCACGCUGUUGUACUCCUUUGGAACAUUUUAAAGUCUUCUGGCGAGGAUGCCCUCUAGCAAACCACUGUCCUCUGGGUCACUUGGACACCCAGUUCCGGCUCUCAUCCUGUGACCCAGACACACAACUUGGGCAUAAAGGGGCCCCUUCUAGGAUUGGUUUCCCCCUGGCUUCUGGGCAUUGAGGCAGGGGCAGUUCUGUCCUGCGGAGGAAUCCCGCCAGCUGCGUUUCCCCUGGGCUUGGUGGUGGCCAGACAGCCUUUGAGUAUGGAAUCUCUCUUGGAGAAAUCGUGAAUGCCACGAACCCUUCCCUUCCCAGGCCUGGCAGACCUGGAUGCUCCACUGGGAGGUACCAGGCGUGAGCUCUCUGAGUGGAGACACAGGGUAACAGGCAGGGUGUUCUCUCGUCCUAUUUGGAAGGAUAGUUUGGGGGGCAGCUGGAAAGCUCAGGUCAUUUCUGGGGAGGGGAGCUAGAGAUUGAGAGCUGAGCAAGGGAAGUCCUUCUUAGUUGUGGAUAGAAUCCAGCCCUGCCAGUCCCCGGUUGAACACCAGAGAGCCCACGUUGCUCCGAGCCUUGACGACCGUGGAGCUGGGGCCAACUGAGGCUCUAUCCCAGGGACCCCUCCCCCACAUGUCUUCCUCCUGGAGGUCAAGCAGGAAGAUGCCUUUCAGGAGAGUGCAGGGAGCAAAGCAGUACUUCCCUCCUCACUUGUGGAUGUGUCCUGUGUCUGCUGUGCCCAUGUGGUGUGUGUCAUUUGGGUUUUGCUUUGUUCUCUGCUUGUUUCUGUCUCAGUGGUUUUUAUUUAUUGCUUGAAGAAGACCGUUUGAAGAAAAAUAAAUGCAUUUUC